Messenger RNA from Didymodactylos carnosus, 548 nucleotides. The record is from the annotation of a GenBank genome assembly. NCBI's taxonomy places the organism in Eukaryota, Metazoa, Rotifera, Eurotatoria, Philodinida, Philodinidae.
AUUCAGCAGAUACAUGCGGACCGGCUCUAUCUGCCGACGAUCCUCAUCCACCACCCUUUACUACUACAUGUAAUUUGACUUAUACGCAACAAGGUGAAUUAUGUGGCUAUCAAAAAAAGUAUUCAUCAAAUAGGGACCAUUUAGGACGUAAAAUAUCGCAUUUUUGUCCUCCUCCUUUUCCCUGUCCAGAACGUGACAUUGUUAUUCAAAAGGGUACUAAUUGUCAUAUUGAUUCUUAUAGUGCAUUUUUUGACAAUAAUCGUCUUUCACAAACACAAUUACAUCAAAACUUCCUUGACGCUGGUAUUACCGAUGUAUAUGUUGUUGGUUUGGCAUUCGAUUAUUGUGUAUUUUACAGUGCUAUGGACGCCAGAACGUUGAAUUAUACCGUAUAUGUUAUUAAAGAUGCUACAAAAGGUAUUGAAGAACAUGGAAUUAGAUAUGCAACCCGAAAAAUGAAAAAACAUGAUAUUCUUUUAAUCAAUAGUAGUCAGUUACUAUCACCGUGGAAAAAUUUAGAUGCUCCUAAUCAUACGGAUGAUCUCUAG